Penicillium brevicompactum is the source of this 3828-nucleotide messenger RNA. RefSeq lists its product as uncharacterized. Lineage: Eukaryota; Fungi; Ascomycota; Eurotiomycetes; Eurotiales; Aspergillaceae. Bases 1 to 3828 code for a protein of 1275 amino acids. The transcript has a single exon. The record is from RefSeq and is a predicted model, not a curated record.
AUGCAGUCCUUCAAAGUACCCGACUUCCUGGAAACCGGGGCCGUGUCAACCCGCUCGCGCAGCCCUAGUGUCGUUUCCACCGAUUCGCAGUUCUCCCGAGUCAACCUCAUGUCCCCGCCAACCGUGAGGCCGCCCCCCGCUUUCAUCUCGGCCCCUGCAGCUUCAGAGAUCAUCUCCGCCGAUCAGGAGUUCAACGCCGCGGAUUUCGUCGCCGAGGAUGAGGAGACCGGGAGCGGCGCGACUGCGCUCGUGACGCCUGCUGCACUUUCGCUCCUGAACGGGUUCCUCGAUAACCUUUUGUACAAUGUGCUUGCAUCUUCCAAAUCGACGCAACUAGCGUGCAUUCGCCCCGCAAUGGCCGAUGUGCUGAAACCCCGACUCGCCAAGGAAGUCGUGGCGGCGGCCGAGGAAGAAUUGAGCGAAUAUAUGGGCGGAGAGGAGGAUGAGCAGACUGAAUUUCGCGGUGGUCAAGAACCCGGUGGUGACUUUGAUCUGGUGCGGUCAUGGAAAUUGACCCGUCUCAGAUGUAUGGUCUACACGCGGUUAGGUGAUAUGGAGGAAGAUGACGAGGAUGAGUUCAUUGCACAAGAUGGUCUGGGAGAGACCGAUGGGGCGCCCCGCCGAUUCACCAGCCAUGUCGACAACAUCACACCCGCAGCAUCAAUCUUCCUCACCUCGAUUAUUGAAUACAUUGGCGAACGCGCACUGGUCAUUGCUGGCGAAACCGCGCGGUCUCGUCUACUGGCACAGCUUAAUGAUGGCGAUGAUCUUAUUGGGCCUGAUGAAGAGCAGAGGAGAAUUCCUCGACUUGUGGUGGAGGAUCUCGAUAUGGAAAAAUUGGCCCUGAAUGCGACCUUGGGUCGCUUGUGGCGGACGUGGAGAAAGCGCAGACGCGGUACCACCCUCACCCGGACUUUGUCUCGCGAAUCAAUCCGCCGCCGCGGUUACUCUCUGGCGAACAGCCGGAAGAGCAGUAUUGCGACUAUCGAGGAGCCUAUCACACCCAGGGAGCCUGUUCCCGCCGUAGAGGUUCCUCCGCCCCUCGACCCCGCCUCCAUUCCUCUGCCGAUGAGCGAUUACGAUGUGCAAGAAAUCGAAGUCCCUGGUUACGUUGGCGACUUGGAAGGGGAGGUGCAGACUAUGGAGGCGGUCGUUGCUCACAAAGUACGACCGCGCAGUCUUAUGGUCUUCUCCUCGCCUUCUCUGCUGUCAAGAUCUCCCAGUUCAGCGACCAACUCCCCCCUGAGCGCAUCCGCCAUCGAGCCCCCCAAAUCUUUCCGCCACCUUCGCUCGAUGUCCCUCCCGAAUGGUCCACCUAUCAAAGACGAGGAGGAGACAAUCGUCCCUGACGAUCAACCCUCGCCGACCCCAUCCGAGAAAAAGAAACUAGAGACUAUGUACGAGGAUGAUGAGUCUGCGGAGUAUGUGGAUGCAGCCGAGGAAGCGGUGGAAAUCACCCCUGGCAUUGCGAUCACUACAGAGUCAGAAAGUUCGCAAUUGCCCGAAGCUGCAGCAGAAGCAUCCAAGAAUGCGAGAAAGUCUGUCCUGCAUGAAGAAGGAGCGGCGCCUCCAGCGGUCAGCGAAACAAUUGCGUCCUUGCGUGCUAUCGCGACCGACGAGGAUGAUUUGACCGAUCAAACCAAUGGUGCCCGCAUCUCCAUCGCGUCCCUCGGUGAUCGACCGAAUCGCGAAGAUCCGGAAGUUAUUGAAGGCACUGGGACGUAUGAAAAGCCUAAAUUGACUUCGACGACGCAGCGACCAAAAAGACAAUCCUCUAGGGAUAUCCUAUCAUUGCAGGCAAGGUCGAUUUCUCCACAGACUAGUGACUCUCAAAUGCAUGCCGUUGCGGAGGGGCAGAUCCCUAUGCAAGGGAUAGAGACCACGCCGACAUAUACGACCCCCGUCGAGGCUGUCACUUCCACUGAUCAAGAUGCGAUUGAUCAAGAUCAGAACAAGACAAUGAUGAUUUCCACGCCCCCUAGUGGGUCCCCGCGCGAAAGCAAAGAAGACCUCCAAACUCCAAAAUCUCAAGACUCCAUCACUCCUUUCGGUCCCUCUCGCCCCGCCUCUGUUUCAGGUGAUUCGCAGCGCUCGAAGACUCGCCCAAGGCCCGCUCCUUUAGUUGUUGCAGGUAGCAACCUCAGCCCUUCGCUCAGUGAACGUGCCGCUGUUCAGCGUAUGGCCCCUCGGCCAUCGACAUCAGGCUCCCCAUCUUUGAAAUCUCAUUCCCGCCGCUCUGGUAGCUUCGGUAGUGCCCGGGAGAUCAAGCGCCCGCUCACUGCUGGCUCUGCAACAUCGCAAGUAUCAAGCAAGUUGAAAGGCCUCAUGGGUCGACCACAAGGUGAUGGCCACUCGCUCCGCAUGCGCAGCUCGUCCGAGACGAGUCGCGCAUCCGGCGCCAGUGGAGACUCAGCAGACAAUGACAUGGCCGACUUGGACAAGUUGAUCAACAGCGAUGAGACCAUCCAUUUCACUCUCACCCCUAAGAGCGUUAGGGAGAUGUCUUUCCCCGAGCCGCCCAACCGUCCGAUCCCCCGCUCAACUGCCGCAGGCACCGAUGGCGCAAGCGAUCUCUUGAAGACCACCCAAUCAACCGAGGAAAAGCACCGCGCCCGCGCUUCGGUCUCUUCCAAGGCCACCGGAGCAACUGCCGGUACCGCAAACACUUCAAGCAGCGGAGGGAUGACCACCGCUUCUCGCACACGAUCCAUCGAGUCAAAACACAUCCCGCACUCAGCGCGCAUCACACCAACCUCCUCAAUCUCGACAUCCAAGUCUAGCAAGGCGGCUCAAGCUCGCGACGAGCGUGCCCCUGCAGAUUCCACAAGUGAUUUCGCAGAAUUUAUGAGGUUGACUGGCCCUCCACCUGCGCCUGAAAGCGAAACACCCAGCGCACCUGCUAAUGCACCUGCUAGUACGUCUCCCGAGCCGAAGAAGUCAGUUUCAACAGAGCGGCCGAAACCUGUUCGCCCUCCGUCGAGUCAGUCCGCUGCUUCCCGCGGCACGGGUACAUCUCGCAGCAACAAACUCAAACUUCAGGCUCGGUCUGCCGAGACUAACGGGUCCUCUUCUGAUCUCAUCGACUUCAUCCGCCAGGGUCCCCCGAUGCCAGCAGGUGCUCAUCGCAUCCCUCGCACAGUCGCGCCUUUCCGCAACACCAUCGAUUCCGAUGAUCUUCAGAUCGACGCUACCAGCUCCACUGCCAGCACCGGCAACGGAACCACUCCGGACAAGUCCUUGUCCUCGCUUGGCUCACGAACAGGCCUUCUAGACUCGUCAAAGCAGAACAAAGCCACGGCAUCAGGAAGUGCAGCAAUGUCUUUCGACGAGCCACAACCUCCUGCCCGGAAGCAACGCCGCGUUCCAGACCCAUACGCCAUUGACGACGAUGACGACGACGAGCUACUCGAAGAACUCCUGGAGCUAGAAGAAAACCCCAAACCCAAGCGCGAUGAAGAAAGCCUAAUGGACUUCCUCCGUAACGCCCCUCCCCCACCUUCAACCGAACAACCCCCUCAACCAUUCGUGUCCACCUCAAACGGCUCCGGCGCAUCAGGCAUGAAAGCCCGUUUGCUCCGCAGCUCUCAGAACUCCCUCCGUCCCCAAAAUACUCCUACCAGAGCCCCAUCCAGCUACUCCGCGAAAGUGGGCCAAGAGCGCAACCACGGCUCUAUGCCAAAUGCCUCGAAUCGCAAAACCGAUACCAGCGAUCUAGCUGAUUUCUUACGGAACUCGGAACCACCGCGUCCUCCGCAACCAGCGCCUAAACAGAAGGAUACGGGUGGUUUCACCCGCUUCUUCACUCGCCGAAAAAAGACUGAGGCUUAG